Molecule: messenger RNA, 3941 nt
Organism: Microcebus murinus (gray mouse lemur)
Lineage: Eukaryota; Metazoa; Chordata; Mammalia; Primates; Cheirogaleidae
Source: RefSeq, a predicted model, not a curated record
AGGCGGGGGGCGGUGUGGGCUCACGGGUGCUGCGGGCCGCAGGCGCUUUCCUGUCGUCUUCUCGGCCUCCAGCCCCCCUCCACCCCCGACCCAGUUCAAUCAUUCAGCCCGGAGCUGGCCGCCCUCGGCCGGGUGGGUAGUGCAGACAAGUGAACCAGGCGGUGGGAGCGGAGUCUGCGGAAGUCGGGGGAGGACAGCUACACAAAGGAUGCGAUGCCGGAACCCGGCUUCAGGAAUCAGCGGAAGUUCCUGUGUUGUGUGGAAGGUUGUAUUCACCUGAACCAGUCAACUAAAAAUGCAAAGUGCUCCAGUGAGUGGCACAGGAUAUUUAGAGGAGGGAGAAAUGGCAAUCAACUGGAGUGCUGAAUACAUCUGGAAGGAGGCUGAUGGGAGCUGGCUGUGAUUUGGAAGAUCAAUGGGAAGACGUUCCGGUCGGCAACAGAAAGACUCAGGUGGGUGAGGAAGGAAGGAAACAUGACUUGGGAGAUGCUUCCAAUUUUCGCUAACCAAGCUCAAGCACAGAUCACACCAGGAAGCUGGUUGGUUAACGGCCACAUUUCUUUCAUGUUGCUUUAGAACAGAUACUGAAAGCUCAGAAAUCUACCAGGAUGAGCAGGUGAGGAUUCUGCCCUGCCCCUCAACUCUGGAUCUGAUGUCUGGGAUCUUGAGGAUCUUAUUUUCCUAAACGUGUUGGAAUUCCUACAGUCAUCAUGAAUUCCUCCCCUGGCCUCUCACCAUCCUAUGUGUUGGGGUUAUUCUAACUAAGGAAUCCUGGUGUAGACACCUGAGUAUCAAGUUCUCUCCCUAAGGAAUUCUCCAGUCUUGGUGGCAUGUGGACUCCAUUCAAGGUAUCUAUUUUCAGCACAGUAAUCUCCUGACAUAUCUGUGCACAUAGAUAUGAUACUUCCAUUUCUGGAAACAGACCCUGCUGACUCUGUUUGGAGCCAUCAAUCCCUUACUUGAAAGUGUCUCCUGGCUUAGAAGUACCCAAGUUCACUUGGACUCUCUGCUUUGUUCCAGAAAUACAUAGGCACUAGCUCUGGCAGUGUCAAAACAAGCCAGACCUACAGACCCCUCAGGAAAGCAAAACUCCUUUCCUUCAUCCAGGAAGCUCAUAUCAUCUUGUUGUAUAUGAGACUUUUUCCUUAUUUCUUCCAUAUAAUAUUCACCUGAUUUGUGUUUAGAGUUGCUGGUGCUGGCUUGUCUUCAUUCUUGGUGCCCUCUACUGUCUAUUCCCCCGUCGUGCUAAAGCUGCUCCUUAGCCCAGGCCCCAAGAAUGAAUGGUCCCUGUGGCAGCUGCCAGUGUUGUUUUAGGAGACAGCCAAACAUUUGAAGAUACAACCAAAGAUUAGCAGUAUUUGGAAGCCUCUCAAAAGGACUGCUAGAGGGACAGAAAGCUGGACAGUUAUGAAAACAUGGUCCCACGGGCAUCCUUCUUGCAGUUCUCCAUGAUGCCACAGACAGUUGGAAAUGAUCCACCCAGUAUGUCCAGUGCAGGUGAAAUGGAAAUGGAGAUAAGUAACAUGAGAGAAAAGUUUCUUACAAGCGUAACAAAAUUAGUAGAAAGCAAGAGUUACAACAGCAAGGUAUUUUCCAAAGAAAAGUACUUUCAAACAAUAAAGGAAGUCAAGGAAGCUAAAGAAAAGGGGAAGAAGUCAUCACGUGAUUAUCGCCGUGCUGCCAAAUAUGAUGUGAUCUCUGUACAAGGCACAGAGAAACUGAUCGAGGCUACUCACAGAGAACGAGAUCGAAUACGGUAUUAUGUACAUAAAGAAGAGUUGUUUGAUAUUCUUCACGAUACACAUCUCAGUAUUGGACACGGUGGGCGGACACGCAUGCUCAAGGAGCUGCAAGGAAAAUACGGGAAUGUCACCAAAGAAGUCAUCGUCUUAUAUCUGACUCUUUGUAAACAGUGCCACCAGAGGAAUCCAGUACCCAAAAGAAGCCUUGCACCAAAGCCCAUGACUUUUAAGGACAUGGACUCCAGGUGCCAAAUUGAAAUACUUGACAUGCAGUCAAAUGCUGAUGGCGAGUUCAAGUUUAUUUUCUAUUACCAGGACCACUUGACCAAGUUUAUUAUCUUACGGCCAUUAAAAACCAAACAGACCCAUGAGGUGGUCAGUGUCUUAUUGGAUAUUUUCACAAUUCUUGGUACACCCAGUGUGUUAGAAUCUGACAGUGGCAUAGAGUUCACAAAUCAGGUUGUUAAUGAGCUCAAUGAGGUAUGGCCAGACCUAAAAAUUGUCUCUGGUAAAUAUCACCCUGGUCAAGGCCACGGCUCCCUGGAACAAGCAGCCCAUGAUGUAAAGAACUUGGUAAGUGCCUGGAUGCAUAGUAACUACUCACGGAACUGGGCCGAAGGCCUACGAUUCAUGCAGAUGGUGAGGAAUCAGGCUUUUGAUGUUUCUUUGCAGCAAAGUCCGUAUGAGGCAAUGUUUGGUUGUAAAGCCAAAUUUGGGCUAUAUUCCUCAAACUUGCCCCGGGAAACUGUGGCUGGUUUACAAACAGAGGAAGAGCUAGAAGUUGCUGAAGAACAGCUAGAACACAGCCUUUGGAUCAGGCAGGAAGAAAGGGCCGAGAUGGGAGCAGACAGAUCUGAUGUGGAUGAGGACAUGGACCCCACUCCUGAAGCCACAGAGCCCAGCACCUCACAAGGGGCCCCUGGUGUCCUCUGCUGGUGAACAGGUGCCCGCAGCGUGGAUACUUAUAACUGAGCAUUAUACAGUCAUCUGUUUCCAGAAGCCCCAAGGGAAAGGAAUGAAGGCUGCACUCUCAGGUUGAGUUGUACAUAGUGGUUCUUGCUCAAAAGGGAAGAGUGGGUUGGGUCUGUGUAUUUGUUCUUGGGGCUGUCAUAACAAAUUGCCACAAACUUGGGGGAUAAAAACAACAGAAAUUUAUUCUCUCACAGUUCUGGAGGCCAGAAGUCUGAAAUCAAAGUGUUGGUAUGGCUGGUUCCUUCUGGAGGCUCUGACAGAAAAUCAUUCCAUGCCUUUCUCCAGCAGUGACCGGCAUCCUUGAUGUUCCUUGGCUUGUAGUAGUAUAAACCCUGUCUCUGCCUUCACAUGGCCUUUCCCCCUGUGUCUCUGUAUGUGUUUUCCCUUUCUGUAUCUUACAAGGACACCACUGGACACCAAAUUCAUGUCAUUGGCUUUAGGCCCACCCUAAUCAAGGAUGAUCUCAUCUCAAGAUCCUUACCUUAAUUAUUUCUGUAAAGACCUUUUUCCAAGUAAGGUCACAGGUACCAAUGGUUUGAAUUUGGACAUAUCUUUUUAAGAGAUACAGUUGUCACCACAGUCAACGGAAGAAUAUGUUUGCAGAACAAGAACUGAUGGGUUGUCGGGAGUCUAGAACUGGCAGGACUCCCUACAUAGACCUAGUACAUAUUCCUGCCCCUCACAUACCCCAAAGGAUGGAGGCAUCAGAGGAAAAGAUGUAGAUGAAGGGAAAGUAAUGCAAAGAGAAGAGGUUAAUUCAAAAUGCCCUGGAGACUGGCCACCUCACUAGCUAGGCUCUGUUUUCUGCUUUAGGAGAAACCAUAUGUGCCAUCCCUGCUCUCAGAGUGGCAUUUGCAGGGAAUUGUGUGACUUGCAUGAAACAUAAUUUGAAAUUAGGUCAGAAUUAAGGCAUGGACAGAGCUUGGGGAUGAGUCUGCCACUUUUCUAUGCCUUAAACAUGUAAACGCAUAUUGUAUUCUUGGCGCAGGUCAGAGCAUUUCGAGAAGCAACCAAGGUCUCUGGAACAAAAUGCAAGAGUUGGCCUGGGGUCAUUCCUCCAACUAGAGAGCGCAAGUCCAUUCUGGGUCAUCGUUCAGAGUAGGGAUGACUCAUUCAGCUAAAGGGAAGGAUUGGUGUACCGCUAUGUUUCCAGUGCCUAGGAGAGAGUGCUUAGCCCAUCAGAGGUGUUCAAAAAUGUUCAAUGAAUAAAUGAUCUGCAGAAAUGGG